Pseudophryne corroboree (corroboree frog) is the source of this 2157-nucleotide messenger RNA. Its product is annotated as gastrula zinc finger protein XlCGF57.1-like. Gene Ontology annotation, biological process: regulation of transcription by RNA polymerase II. The record is from RefSeq and is a predicted model, not a curated record. The coding region runs from base 37 to 1917 and encodes 626 amino acids. Lineage: Eukaryota; Metazoa; Chordata; Amphibia; Anura; Myobatrachidae. The transcript has a single exon. Gene Ontology annotation, cellular component: nucleoplasm. Gene Ontology annotation, molecular function: RNA polymerase II cis-regulatory region sequence-specific DNA binding; DNA-binding transcription repressor activity, RNA polymerase II-specific.
GGACACACAAGCAGGAAUAUCUCAGAAGGACAUCUAAUGUUAUCCCCGGAUUGUGACAUAAAAGAUAAUGACAGUAGACAGGAUUCUCCAGGAGAUAACCCCAUUACCCCAAUUAUACAUCCAGCUCUAUCAGCUGAUCCCUCUGAUACUGGGAAAUGUUCUCCUGAUCACUCUGAUAUUGGUGCAUCUGUUACAGCUCUGACAGUAGAUACAGUGUUUCCUUGUUCUAUAGAUGCCAAAUGUUUUACACAGAACACAAAGCCUAUUAACCCACACACAGGUAAGGUAGGUGAAAGGCCACUGAUAUGUUCUGAGUGUGGGAAAUGUUUUACAUACAAAUCACAGCUUGUUAUACAUCAGAAAAGUCACACAGGUGAGAGGCCAUUUUCUUGCUCUGAGUGUGGGAAAUGUUUUGCACGGAAAUCACAUCUUGUUAUACAUCAGAAAAGUCACACAGGCGAGAGGGCAUUUUCUUGCUCUGAGUGUGGGAAAUGUUUUGCACAGAAAUCACAUCUUAUUAAUCAUGAGAGAAGUCACACAGGUGAGAAGCCAUUUUCUUGCUCUGAGUGUGGGAAAUGUUUUGCACAGAAAUCACAUCUUAUUAAUCAUGAGAGAAGUCACACAGGUGAGAGGCCAUUUUCUUGCUCUGAGUGUGGGAAAUGUUUUGCAUGGAAAUCACAUCUUGUUAUACAUCAGACAAGUCACACAGGCGAGAGGCCAUUUUCUUGCUCUGAGUGUGGGAAAUGUUUUGCACGGAAAUCACAUCUUGUUAUACAUCAGAAAAGUCACACAGGCGAGAGGGCAUUUUCUUGCUCUGAGUGUGGGAAAUGUUUUGCACAGAAAUCACAUCUUAUUAAUCAUGAGAGAAGUCACACAGGUGAGAAGCCAUUUUCUUGCUCUGAGUGUGGGAAAUGUUUUGCACUCAAAUCAGAUCUUGUUAGACAUCAGAGAAGUCACACAGGUGAGAAGACGUUUUCUUGCUCUGAGUGUGGGAAAUGUUUUGCACUCAAAUCAGAACUUGUUAGACAUCAGAGAAGUCACACAGGUGAGAAGCCAUUUUCUUGCUCUGAGUGUGGGAAAUGUUUUGCACAGAAAUCACAUCUUAUUAAUCAUGAGAGAAGUCACACAGGUGAGAAGCCAUUUUCUUGCUCUGAGUGUGGGAAAUGUUUUGCACUCAAAUCAGAUCUUGUUAGACAUCAGAGAAGUCACACAGGUGAGAAGCCAUUUUCUUGCUCGGAGUGUGGGAAAUGUUUUGCACAGAAAUCACAUCUUAUUAAUCAUGAGAGAAGUCACACAGGUGAGAAGCCAUUUUCUUGCUCGGAGUGUGGGAAAUGUUUUGCACAGAAAUCACAUCUUAUUAAUCAUGAGAGAAGUCACACAGGUGAGAGGCCAUUUUCUUGCUCUGAGUGUGGGAAAUGUUUUGCACUCAAAUCAGAUCUUGUUAGACAUCAGAGAAGUCACACAGGUGAGAAGCCAUUUUUUUGCUCUGAGUGUGGGAAAUGUUUUGCACUCAAAUCAGAACUUGUUAGACAUCAGAGAAGUCACACAGGUGAGAAGCCAUUUUCUUGCUCGGAGUGUGGGAAAUGUUUUGCACAGAAAUCACAUCUUAUUAAUCAUGAGAGAAGUCACACAGGUGAGAGGCCAUUUUCUUGCUCUGAGUGUGGGAAAUGUUUUGCACUCAAAUCAGAUCUUGUUAGACAUCAGAGAAGUCACACAGGUGAGAAGCCAUUUUUUUGCUCUGAGUGUGGGAAAUGUUUUGCACUCAAAUCAAAUCUUCUUAUACAUCUCAGAAGUCACACAGGUAAGAAUCCAUUUUCUUGCUCUGAGUGUGGGAAAUGUUGUCUAACAAGAUGUGAUUUACUUACACAUCACAGAAGUCACACAGGUGAGAAGCCAUUUCUAUACUCUGAGAAAUAAAUCAUCUCUUGUUGCACACAAUAGGCAUCACUCAGGUGAGGAACCAUUUUAAUCUUCUGGAGUAUACUUAUCAUUGCCAUGCGUUGUUCUUCAAGGUUCUUUACCUAUCCUAUGCUUUUUGCAAUAUACAUGCUACUGGUGGGUGAAAUAAUCUUCACACCACGUACAGCAAUAUAUGCUUUAUGGCAGGCAUGUCCAAACUGCGGCCCUCCAGCUGUUGAGAAACUACACAUCCCAGCA